Molecule: messenger RNA, 1548 nt
Organism: Serpula lacrymans var. lacrymans S7.9
Lineage: Eukaryota; Fungi; Basidiomycota; Agaricomycetes; Boletales; Serpulaceae
Exons: 7
Coding region: 1-1548 (515 amino acids)
Source: RefSeq, a predicted model, not a curated record
AUGGGUUUCAGUGAACUUAUGGGCUAUAUGUCCAUUGCUUCCUGGCUGGGAGCUCAGUUUCCGCAGGUUCUGGAGAACAUGAGACGAAAGUCCUGUGAAGGCCUGGCCCUCCCUUUCUUGCUCAAUUGGCUAAUGGGUGACAUGUCAAAUCUCAUUGGAUGUCUACUUACGCAUCAGCUUCCGUUCCAAACUUAUCUCGCGAUAUACUUCUGCUCUGUGGAUUGUAUUUUGCUGGGACAAUACUUCUACUAUGGCGGCGGAAAAUCGCACCCACAACAGCAUAAACAUACCCGAUCGCGCACUACAUCCAUUGCCGGUCGAGCGUCUUCUGAGCGGGGUGCACUGCACUAUCGCGCGCUCUCGACAGUCGCAGCAAACGUCGCUGUCGUGGCUGCAUUAGCUGCACAGCAAGAUGAGCCAGAAGAUGUACGAUCUGGGAGGUAUCACGACCGUAGCACCGACGAACUUCACGAGAGCUUGACGCAUCCGAGCCACCAAGAGCCUCCAGCAGACGAAGCGGAUAACGAGUUGUCCGCACUCACCGGAAGCUUCCACUCAGAAAUGGGCCGCGUUAGCGGCAAACGCGUAUCAUGGAGCCAAGAACGCCGACGCGGAAAUAGUGUGGGACAUGGGCAGGCAUCUUUCCUCCCUCCUACUCUGCAGAUCACUGCUCCACGCGAUGCGUCCUCAUCGGCGAGGGGACGCUCGUUGCGACGAGAGGUAGACUCGAAUGACGAGGAGGAGCAAACCGAGGAACGUAGGUCUAGUGCUCACAGAACGAGCUCUCGAGCGAGCCGCAGAGGGGCAGGUAUGGUUUUCUUAGGUGUCUGGGGUUUGUUUGGUGUUGGUACGCUCGCAAGACGUCAAUAUACGUCCUGGCCUGAGAAGAGCGGUGAUGUAGGGAGAGUGCUAUCAGCGGACGCAGAUUAUGUUUCAUUCAUACCAGGCACGGAGGGUUACGAUGGUGCAUACGCCGGGGUAACAUCAACACCUUCAAACUCUGUCCAUGUAGUCUUCCCGUCGACGCCAAGUGGCACCUCAGGAUUCUCGCAAGUCACUCUCAAGGAAGAGCCAGCGAACAAAAGGAUAAUUGGUCGCAUUUUUGCAUGGCUAUGUACUGUGCUUUACCUAACUUCGAGAUUGCCUCAGAUAUGGAAGAACUACGCUAGAAAGUCAGUUGAGGGCCUAUCCAUGUUUCUUUUUGUUUGCGCAUUCCUUGGAAACUUUUUCUACGUGGUCUCGAUCUUAACCUCUUCCAGCAUGUUCCUACCUCCCCCGGGACCAACCGAUUUCCUCAAAGAGACUAUUCCAUAUCUGUUAGGAAGUGGCGGUACUUUCAUGUUCGACGUUACUAUCGUUUCUCAGUUCUACAUCUAUCGAUUACGACCUCGAUCCCGUGGUCGACGCAAUUCCGUACGGGAUAGCGAAGAAGCAGCUGGUUUGUUAGCCAGCGAUAGCGCACUUGCAGAUUCUUGUGACCAUAACCAGAAUCCAGGUGUAAUACCUCAUCCUAGAAGCCGGACUUCUGAUACAAAUGCCGAUAGUUAA